AUGCAUCAGGCGGGCAUCCGUAAAUCCAACAGUCGCAUUGCGGGGCACGAAGCUCUACCUGGAACCCUUAGGGACGGGGUUGCUCCACGGGAACAUAUUGUAGCCGAAAAAACGGCGAGGGUCGUGACGGACAAAAGCGGGCGGCUCAGGUACCUACUAGUCGGCGAGGGCUCUGGCGGGGGGUGCGGCGGCAAGCGGCGCGCCGGGUCCCCGUGCGAGGGCGGCGGGAAGGUCGCGCGCUGGGAGGACUCGAUAGCGCGGCUGGAGGCGGUGGCGCUGGGCGCGGGCGGCGGCGACUGCUGGCGCGCCGAGGAGGAGGAGAGGCGCGCGUGCCGGCGGCGCUGGUGCGGCGGCUGGUGCGGCGCCCACGACACGAUCCGCGCCGAGAACGGCAAGUCGUACCUGGAGCUCGGCGGCGCCGCGGCGCGCGCCUGCUGCGACGGCCGCGCCGCCGGCCGCUGCGCCUCGCGACGCUGCUACCGCGAGCGCCGCCUCAAGAUGAUGAACCUGUGCGCGCUCAAGCUGGCGCGGUUCCGGCAGACCGCGGACCCGUCGCUCCGGCGCUCCGUGCUCGUGUGCAACACGCUGCGCGGCAUCGAGCGCGAGAUGGAGCGCGAGGGCGCCGAGGAGGUGGCGCCGCCGCCGCCGGACGCGUCGUGUGUCGCCGCUGCGGCGGUGUCGGGCGGCAUCGGCGGUGCGGGGGGGGCGCGCUGCGAGCUGCUCGGCGCGCGCGACCCGGCCGCCGGGCGCGCCACCCCCUUCCCCGCGCCGCCGCCGCCCGACCGCGACUCGGGAUACGGCGACGAGGAGCGCGCCAUCGACUGGGGCUCGGUGCUCAGCCUGUCGUCGCGCUCGGCGCUCGACCCGCCCGAGGACGCGUGGCCCGACGACUGGGGCUGGGGCGAGGACAGCUUCGUGCGGCUGCUGGUGCCCACCAUAGCGACCGCAUCACCGGCCGGUUCGGCCCCUCUGGCCACGGGAGUGCGCACGGACCAAACAUUCCUAGCACAUCUCACGGCAAAGUACAAAGCUUCAGGCGACAUGCAUCCGCAUCGGCGCAUGUCUGUCCACCGUCGUCAAUUACUCGUAACGUUUGAAUUG
This is a messenger RNA of Iphiclides podalirius (scarce swallowtail), 1101 nucleotides long. Lineage: Eukaryota; Metazoa; Arthropoda; Insecta; Lepidoptera; Papilionidae. The record is from the annotation of a GenBank genome assembly.